AUGUUGGACCCCUCUUCCAGCGAGGAGGAAGGGGAUGAUGUACUGGAGGUGGAACGCAAAGAGGUGGCGGCCCCGAAGAGCCAAGGAGGAGCCCGACUGUCACCGGGGCGAGCUGCGGACUGCCACGGUGGAGGAGGGCUUCAGCCCCGGGGCCGCGGGAGCGGCGGUGGCCGACCCUCCAGCCCCAGCCCGUCAAUCGGCAGCGAAAAGGAGAAGGAGGACCUGGAGAAGAUGCAGAGGGAAGAGGAGGAGAGGAAAAAGAGACUCCAGCUCUAUGUGUUUGUGAUGCGAUGCAUCGCUUAUCCGUUCAACGCAAAACAACCUACUGAUAUGGCAAGGAGGCAGCAGAAGAUCAGUAAGCAGCAUCUGCAGACAGUCAAAGAGCGUUUCCAGUCAUUCCUCAGCGGGGAUACUCAGAUUGUGGCUGAUGAGGCCUUCAUCAAUGCUGUCCAGAGCUACUAUGAGGUUUUCCUAAAAAGUGACCGUGUCUCCCGGAUGGUGCAAAGCGGCGGCUGUUCUGCCAGCGACUCUCGGGAAGUUUUUAAGAAGCACAUAGAGAAGCGGGUGCGCAGCCUGCCGGAGAUUGAUGGCCUAAGCAAAGAGACGGUCCUUAGCUCCUGGAUUGCCAAGUUUGACACCAUCUACCGUGGUGAAGAGGACCCCAGGAAGCACCAGCAGAGAAUGACAGCCAGUGCUGCUUCCGAACUCAUCCUCAGCAAAGACCAGCUCUAUGAGAUGUUUCAGCAGAUCCUGGGCAUAAAGAAGUUCGAGCACCAACUCCUUUACAAUGCCUGCCAGCUAGACAACCCUGAUGAGCAGGCAGCGCAGAUCAGAAGAGAGCUGGAUGGACGACUGCAAAUGGCCGACCAGAUUGCUCGGCACGGAGGGAGGUUUCCUAAGUUUUCCUCCAGGGAGAUUGAGGCCAUGUACAUUGAGGAGCUGCGAUCCUCUGUCAACCUACUGAUGGCUAAUCUGGAGAGCAUGCCUGUGUCCAAGGGGGGAGAGUUUAAGCUGCAGAAGCUAAAACGAGGCCACAAUACAUCCAUAAUGGACAUGGGCCAGGAAGACGAAAACAUGCUGUCCAAAUCUGAUGUUGUGCUGUCCUUCACCCUGGAGGUGGUGAUCAUGGAGGUUCAGGGUCUGAAGUCGUUGGCUCCAAACAGGAUUGUUUAUUGCACCAUGGAGGUGGAGGGAGGACAUAAACUGCAAACAGACCAGGCUGAGGCCUCAAAACCCACUUGGGGUACCCAGGGUGACUUCUCCACCACUCAGCCAUUACCUGCUGUCAAAGUGAAGCUGUUCACUGAGAGCACAGGAGUGUUGGCUCUAGAAGAUAAGGAGCUUGGGAGGGUUGUGCUCCACCCGACCCCCAACAGUCCCAAGCAGUCUGAGCUCCAUAAGAUGACAGUGUCUAAAGGGUGUCCAGACAGUGAGCUCAAGAUCAAGCUGGCUAUUCGCAUGGACAAACCCCAAAACAUGAAGCAUUGUGGGUAUCUUUGGACCAUUGGCAAAAAUGUGUGGAAAAGAUGGAAGAAAAGAUUCUUUGUGCUGGUUCAGGUGAGUCAGUAUACCUUUGCCAUGUGCAGCUACAGAGAAAAGAAGGCCGAGCCUGUGGAGCUGUUGCAGCUGGACGGCUACACAGUGGACUACACAGACCCCCAGCCAGGUCUGGAUGGCGGUCGGACAUUCUUCAAUGCUGUGAAAGAGGGUGACACUGUUAUUUUUGCCAGCGAUGAUGAGCAGGACCGGAUCCUAUGGGUGCAGGCCAUGUACCGAGCUACUGGCCAGUCACACAAGCCAGUUCCUCCGACACAGGUCCAGAAACUCAACUCGAGGGGGGGCACGACACCGCAGCUUGAUGCACCUAUAUCUCAGUUCUAUGCUGAUCGAGCCCAGAAGCAUGGUAUGGAUGAGUUUAUUUCAGCCAACCCCUGUAACUUCGACCAUUCCACGCUCUUUGAACUGGUGCAGCGCCUAACUCUGGACCACAGGCUCAACGACUCCUACUCCUGCUUGGGCUGGUUCAGUCCUGGUCAGGUGUUUGUCUUGGACGAGUACUGCGCCCGUUACGGUGUUCGAGGCUGCCAUCGGCAUUUAUGUUACCUAAGCGAUCUACUGGAGAGGGCGGAGAACGGAGCCAUGAUUGACCCUACCCUACUGCACUACAGCUUUGCCUUCUGCGCCUCCCACGUGCAUGGAAACAGGCCUGACGGUAUUGGCACAGUUACGACAGAAGAGAAGGAGCGCUUUGAGGAGAUCAAGGAGAGGCUACGUGUGCUUCUGGAAAACCAGAUUACACAUUUCAGGUACUGCUUUCCAUUUGGACGGCCAGAGGGGGCGCUGAAAGCCACUCUGUCUUUGCUUGAACGGGUUCUGAUGAAAGAUAUUGUUACUCCAGCUACACAAGAAGAAGUCAAAGCUGUGAUCCAUAAGUGUCUGGAGGAGGCAGCCUUGGUCAAUUACCAACGCCUCUCAGAGUACGCCAAGCUGGAAGAGAAUGUAGGGCGUUUAGUCACUCCUGCCAAAAAGCUGGAGGACACCAUCCGCCUGGCCGAGCUGGUGAUUGAGGUCCUUCAGCAAAACGAGGAACACCAUGCUGAGGCCUUUGCCUGGUGGUCAGAUCUGAUGGUGGAGCAUGCUGAGACCUUCCUGUGUCUCUACUCAGCUGACAUGGACGCAGCUCUUGAAGUCCAGCCGCCGGACAGCUGGGACAGUUUCCCCCUCUUCCAACUGCUCAACGACUUCCUGAGGAUGGACUAUAACAUGUGCAAUGGGAAGUUUCACAAACACCUGCAGGACCUCUAUGCCCCCCUGGUUGUGCGAUACGUGGACCUGAUGGAGUCCUCCAUUGCUCAGUCCAUUCACAGAGGCUUUGAAAGAGAAUCCUGGGAACCUGUCAAUAAUGGUUCAGGGACAUCAGAGGAUCUCUUCUGGAAGCUGGAUGCUCUGCAGACCUUCAUCCGAGAUCUCCACUGGCCAGAGGAGGAAUUUGGCAAACACCUGGAGACCCGACUGAAACUGAUGUCCAGUGACAUGAUUGAGUCCUGUAUUAAACGGACACGAGCUGCAUUCGAGGCCAAGCUUCAGAGGAGCAGCCGGGCCACCGACUUCCGCGUGCCACAGUCCAUCUGCACCAUGUUCAACGUAAUGGUGGAUGCCAAGGCCCAGUCAGCCAAGCUGUGUGCCAUGGACCUGGGGCAGGAGAGACAAUACCAUUCCCAAAUUGAUGAUCUAAUUGAGGAGACGGUGAAGGAGAUGAUAACUCUGCUGGUUGCUAAGUUUAUGGUCAUUCUAGAGAGUGUGUUAGCCAAGCUCUCCAGAUAUGAUGAGGGAACACUCUUCUCCUCCUUCCUAUCUUUCACAGUGAAAGCUGCUUCAAAGUAUGUGGAUGUACCUAAGCCAGGGAUGGAUGUGGCUGACGGUUAUGUAACAUUCGUCCGUCAUUCCCAGGACAUGCUGCGGGAGAAGGUCAACGAGGAGGUGUACAUAGAGAGAUUAUUUGAUCAAUGGUACACCAGCACUAUGAACCUUUUAGGAACAUGGCUGACUGACCGAAUGGACCUUCAGCUCCAUGUUUACCAGCUGAAGAUUCUCAUCAGGGUUGUCAAGAAAAAGUACCGUGACUUCCGCCUUCAAGGAGUGCUGGACUCCACAUUAAACAGUAAGAUGUAUGAAACCGUGAGAAACCGACUGACCCUGGAAGAAGCCACUGCCUCAGUGAGGGAAGGAGGGAUGCAAGGCAUUUCCAUGAAGGAUAGUGAUGAAGAGGACAACGAUAACUAGAUCCAAAGGCCUGUUAACAUAAUGGAUGUCGUUUUGAACCCAUGCAGCCUUUCCAUUAGGUCAAAAAAUACCAAAUUUGACCUAACAUCCAAAUUGGUCCUUCCAUUAAUUUAUUUUUCAGUUUGUCAUUCCUGUAAUAGUCGGGAUAAUUACUAUUAGAAUAAAUGUUGUGUCUAUAAUCACUUGGAGGAGCUAAGUCUGUCUUAUCAUUGCUCGUGUGCCAUUAAACUCAAAACUAAAAUAAAUCAGCCAAGAACUAAAGGACAAGAUAGGACAUUACAUUAAUCACACACUGAUCGAUUUCCAGGGAAAUGGGAGCAAAGUUUUCAGAAUUAUUCAAGAGAGGCCAAAAAAGGUCAAUAGUGUGAGAUCAGCACAAAUAUGACCAGGAACACUCAUCAUUUAGAGCAGCCUCGUACAUAGGAUGAUAAAAAAGCAGGUGAUGGCAUCAAUAAUACGUUUUUUGAAGGCAUACAAAAUAUGACAUUGUACCUUCAUUUUGUGCAACCGAAAAUGUCUACGGUCUUUUUGUAUGGGAGCUUUGCUGUUGCUUUUGCUAAGAAUUAUCUAUCACAUUCUGAAAAGUACAGACCACUGUACCGUGGUUACAGUCUAGAAAUGUGUGUCUGUGUUAUCCUCAAAUAUGUGCAGAGGAUGCAGCUACUUUAUGUCGCUUUGUUGAAAAGGAUAGUAACAAUUGUCUCAUAUUACUUUCUUUGUAAUGGGUCUGCAUCAGUUUUUCAUGACGUGCUUUGAUUGUCUGCUCUUAACCAACUUUCCAAAACAUGCCACACCUGAAAUCCAAGAAAUAAAAAAUCAAGUUCAUUAUCAACAAUAAAGCUGACUGAUGCAAAUCUAACAAACAAAAUGGACAAAAACUACAAAAACAUUCAGCCUUCAAAUGUUCAUGUCUAAAAUAAACAUCACAUUGUUUUCCCUUGUUUGCCUGACACCAUCACAUGAGGUUCACUUUGGUACAUGGCUUUCUUGGGCGGGUUACUCCCACUGAACCAAACAGUGAUGGCAGUUUGUCAUUUACCUGAUUAACCUUGCUCACAUUUCAUUACCUUACCUUGACUUGACUUCACUGUAGCACUCAAGUAGUAUUUCACUAUGCAUUUAAUCUGCACCAGAGUUAACAACUAGCCUUGCUUUAUGUCACUGGUCUGCGGUCUACUGAUCAUGAUUUACUGGUCUUACUCUUUGUCAUAUGGCAAUCCACUGUUAUCAAGGUCCCACCCAAACACCCACCCGACCAAUUACAAUUAAAACCAAACUUAUGAGAAAAGGUCAACACAUAACACUUAAAUAACAGAAACAACAUUUUGAAAAUGUUAUUUCCUAUUCAGCAACAAGAGGGUGAUCAAGAUGUGUUAUACUCUCCCUUUACAGGUAGAGAAGAAUUCACCAAAUACUCUUUCACUUGACAAUACUAAGAAACUGAUAGCAGCCAAUGGGCUGCAUUCAGAGCUGCCACUCCCACCACGUGCCUCACGCACUGCGUGUAGGGCACCAAGUGCCUGAGGGAGCCCGACAACUAUGAAGCCCACCUUUUGUAUGGGGGUUUACUGACUUGUUUCUAAUUUCUAAAGUUUGAGUCAAAUUCAACACCAUUUUUUCUGAGCUUUAUAUGACCAUUAAGAGCAUAACCUCAUCUUGCCCCUCCCCUUCUGACUGUUGCCUGGCACCUGACCCCUGCUCUCCCGCCUCCUCAGCGUACAGCCCUCGCUGCUGGCACAUUCUCAAGUCCAGUCUCUGUUACAAACUGACCGAGUUGCUGUAUGAACGGUUCCAUAUGAUGCAGCAGCUCUUCAAAUCAAUAGACAUAGACUUUCCCUUUUAACAACACAGAUCAGCUGUUCCUCUGAUAUGAGGCGCUGUAACUUAGGGAGCAGUGGGCUGUGCUCGUAGCCAUGUUGUUUUGUGAUGUGAUGGCAAACAGGGAGGACUUCUUUAUACUUCUUCAGAGAAUGUGUGGUGUGUGGGUGUGUACACCCUCUAGAGUUUCAGGGAAUACUACAACAAUCAAUAUGUUGAGCACAUAAGGUUUUUCAUGCCAGUGAUGACAUUCAAUAUUUUGUGCAGUGGCAUUUAAACGCACAGGUAGCACUCUAGGACAUAUUGGCUAACUGAGAUUAAGUGUUUAAAUGGCCGGACUGGCCACUAAGAGAAAAGCUGAUUUCUACAUAAUAUGGUCAUGCAGUCUAAGUUUAGUAAAAGAUCAGAAAUGUUUUAAUGCACUGGCGCACAUAAUAAUAGUCUGUACAAAUGUUUUAAAUGUCUAAUUUGGAUUAUAACCACAUAGGGGCCAUGGUAGUUAUCAUAUUACUCACAAAAUCUCAAUUUGUAAAGUAAUUAUUAACUAUAGAUUGAAAAUAAUAGUAGAUGUUUAAAGUAAAAUGAAAUGGCUACACUCAAGUAAAGUAUUUCUUCAAAUUUGUAUAUAGUUAAUGAGUAAAUAUACUAAUUAACAUUCCAUCAUUGUUUACCCCACACCAGAACAAAUAAAGAAUAAUAAUAAUAAAAUUAUGUUUUUCUGUUAGUCUUAACUAGUUUCGUAUAUUGGUGACUGAAGUUUAUGGGGGGGCACUACAAAGAAAAAUGGCUAGCAGCCUGGCAGCAUUAUUUAUGUCCUACAAAAUGAAAGCAGUGGAUGGAAAAAACAACACAAUGAGGAUUUAAGCAUUUGUUAUAACCUUAUGGUCUAAAAUCUGUCCUGUGUGUUUCUUCUAUGAAAAGAAACUGAGGACAAUGAAGACAGAAAUGAAUCAUCCUCUGGAGAGCAGGGAUAUUCAUAGCAGGUUUCAGAGCAAAUAGCAGUUAAUGUAUCUUAUGUUUUGGACAGAUGGAUAGAUGAUUAAUGAUAAAUGUUAACGAUUCUUAAAGCUUUUCUUGAUGACCACUCAAAGCCAUUAACAGCACAGUUUCCCCUUUUCAUCCAUAUGCAGUGCAUCUAUGUGCUGCACUUUCUCUAUCACACAUCACUCACACUUUCAGUAUCUUGGCCAAGGACACCUAGGCACUCAGAAUGGAGGAUCCGGUGAUUGAACAACCAACAUUCUGGUUAGUAGACAAGCAGCUCUACUCUUGAGCCGCAGCCACCCAUUAAUCAGACACUGCCAAAACCUCCAUUAUUAAUUUGGAUUAAUAUUUGUGUCAUGAUCCUCAAUGUCAGUAACUUCAGAUUAAUCUACAUUAAGAUAGUGAAAUCAGUUUGAACCUUGCACAAGGAGCCACAAGACACAGGUUAAUUUGAUCAACCUGUAGACGCACACAAUGACUUUUUGCAUGUGAUGUGGGAUUGUGCCACAAACAAAAUGAGGGCACAUAUUUGUCAAAAGGUUUAAAAACUGUGUAAAAUAUGUAGCGGAACGUAAUGUGUAUGUUUUGUGCAGUGAAAUUGAGAGGACCUCAGAUUAAAAUUCUUCCACUAGAGUGAGUGAGCUGGAUUGAUCCUUUACAAAUAAAGUGAUACAGUGUCACUAAUUUUAGAAUAGUGUCAAACUUACUCCAGUUAAAUAGUGACAACAGAAGUUUUUUCCUGUGGUUGAAGACAGUAACUGCCUGUGGUCUCACUUUUUAGAUGUUGUCACUUUGAUUUCCACAUCAACAUCUCGUCACUUUCUUUAUUUUGGUGAGUAGAUACAUUAGCAAGGCAAUACCCAUGUAGUUUGGUUUUUCACACCGAUAGACCUGUUUUUAAUUAAUUUCACAUUAACAGUUUUAAAUCAAACUUUCAAAUAUAAUUUGUAUAAACAAGUUAGUUUAUUCUUUUAUUCAUGUUCCUGUGAGUGCCCUUUACUUAAUUUCAGGUGGAUAAUGGGGCUUAUCCACAUUUUUAUAAUGGAUGACAGGAAGUGAAAUUUGCCUGUAAUUUCCCUCUGUCAACUGUGUUCUAUACUGUGCUCCUAGAGCCAUGUGUUGUCCUGUAUGCAAGUACUGCAUGUCCCCAGUAUUCACUCCCCGAAGUGUUUUGCUGUUAUCUGUGGGUUCAUCAUGCUUCUGCCUUGUAGAAGAACCCACUGAUGCCAAGAAGAUAUAAAUAAAGGUAAAUGGCAAAUGUGGAAA
Molecule: messenger RNA, 7851 nt
Organism: Pleuronectes platessa (European plaice)
Lineage: Eukaryota; Metazoa; Chordata; Actinopteri; Pleuronectiformes; Pleuronectidae
Gene: cadpsa
Product: Ca2+-dependent activator protein for secretion a
Exons: 27
Coding region: 1-3783 (1260 amino acids)
Biological process (GO): positive regulation of exocytosis; dense core granule exocytosis; synaptic vesicle exocytosis
Cellular component (GO): glutamatergic synapse
Source: RefSeq, a predicted model, not a curated record